Messenger RNA from Struthio camelus australis, 2371 nucleotides. RefSeq names its product solute carrier family 39 member 8 (gene SLC39A8). NCBI's taxonomy places the organism in Eukaryota, Metazoa, Chordata, Aves, Struthioniformes, Struthionidae. Gene Ontology annotation, cellular component: plasma membrane. Gene Ontology annotation, biological process: intracellular monoatomic cation homeostasis; zinc ion import across plasma membrane. The record is from RefSeq and is a predicted model, not a curated record. Gene Ontology annotation, molecular function: monoatomic cation:bicarbonate symporter activity; zinc ion transmembrane transporter activity.
UUGAGGGGGAGCACUUGGAGGGAUGAAGGAGCACCUGUACAGCACUGAACACUGCCAGCCUUCUUUGGAGGGGCUCUGUCUGUGGCUUCUCCCACCUCACUAUGCUGGAAAAGCGCAGGAGGAAAAGCCUACCCUGGGCAAGGGAGGAGACAGCACGGAAGCAGGCAGGGCAGCGCAGAGCUGAGGAAGCGUCUGCCACCCACCCCUAGCUGGCAAAAUCCCUCUCCCAGCUCCCAGGGCUCUCAGAACUGCUCUUGAUCGGACAGGCCCUCAGCCUGAAGGAAGUUGUGUGACUACAUGAGCCUUUUUGGCCUGGAGGAAUUACCGCCACCACAAGAAUAACCCUGUCCAUGUUGAGUGACCCACGGGGAUGCUGUCAAGACUUCUGUGGAGUCAGGCCUAACCAGUGCUUGACUGGUGAGGAAAUCUUUGCUCUGCAUGGGAUACCAAACGACAGUCAAGUAUCAAAUUCAAGCUUCUCCACAAUAUGCCCUGCUGUUUUACAACAGCUCAUUUUUCACCCGUGUCAUCAUCAGGAAGACUUUGUGGACACGUCUAAACCACAAUCUUUACAAGUUUGGGGAUUUGGGUUCCUGGCUGUGACUAUCAUUAACCUGGCAUCGCUUCUGGGAUUGAUUUUAACUCCCCUCUUAAAGAAGUCGUAUUUCCCCAAGAUUUUAACUUACUUUGUGGGCUUGGCCAUUGGUACUCUCUUUUCUAAUGCCAUUUUCCAGCUCAUUCCAGAGGCAUUUGGGUUUGACCCCAAAGUAGAUAAUUACAUUGAGAAAGCAGUUGCAGUGUUUGGUGGAUUCUAUAUUCUCUUCUUUGUGGAAAGGAUUCUUAAAGUGAUACUGAAGAUCUAUAAUCAGGCUGGCCACAAUGACUUUGAAAACAGUGAACAGAAUCAUCCUCAGGAUAAGACUAGUCCACCCAAACCACCAGCAUCCAGCAAUGGGGUGAUGUGUUAUGCAAAUUCAGCUAUUGUGGAGAGCAAUGGAAAUCUUGGUUUUGACAGCAUUAGUGUGCUCUCAGCACAGGAAGAAGAAGCUCAAGGCAGCUUGUGUAAAUGUCUUGGUGGGCGCCCCCUGUCAAAGAUUGGAACCAUUGCUUGGAUGAUAACACUGAGUGACGCUGUACAUAAUUUCAUAGAUGGUUUGGCUAUUGGUGCUUCUUUCACUUUGUCUCUGUUUCAAGGGCUUAGUACCUCCAUAGCCAUCUUAUGUGAAGAGUUUCCUCAUGAACUGGGGGAUUUUGUCAUCUUACUUAAUGCAGGAAUGAGUACUCGGCAGGCUCUGUUUUUCAACUUUCUGUCUGCAUGCUCCUGUUACAUUGGGAUGGCUUUUGGUAUAUUAGUAGGCAACAACUUUGCUCCUAACAUCAUCUUUGCUGUAGCUGGUGGAAUGUUCCUGUACAUCUCUUUGGCAGAUAUGUUCCCAGAGAUGAAUGAUAUGCUGAGAGAGAAAGUGACAGGAAGAAAGAUGGACCUCACAUUCUUCCUUAUUCAGAAUGCUGGUUUACUAACGGGGUUUGCUGCUAUACUGAUGAUUACCUUGUAUGCAGGAAAUAUUCAGCUGUAAUAAUGCAAGUGAAAAUGGAAUCAGUACCGAAGACAUCAAGUAAAUUACAAAUGGAAGAAACUUGAAAUCCAUAAAGGGACAUUCAUUUUAUCUACUUGGUUUUGAAAGAAUGGCAAGUUUUUCCCCCAACCCUACAAAUCCUGGGAAUUUAAUUUUUCUUUGGAACUUGCAGUCAAUCCAAACAGUAUGAGCUGUCAACUUUUGUACUUUACCAAAGAACUAAUUCACAUAUUUAUAUUUCUGCUUAAAAUCAUCAGACAUAUCUGAACCGUGGUAGAGAAAAGAUGCUACUUGGCCAGUAAAAUAAUGUAAUACAUGCAGCUACUGUAUAUGCAUGUCAUGUGACUCAGACCAAAUGAAAGCUGAGGUCUUCCGGGAAGAUACUUAUUCAAAAGGAAGUAAAAAGUUCCGUCUCUCCCUCACUUUUUUAAACUGUGAUGAAAGCAAGCAGUUUCAAAGCUGUUUAAUUUUCAUGAUUUCUGUUGCAGGGUUUGUCUGUGUGACAGCGCUUCCCCCAUGAAAAAUAUCAAACUAGUUCAGAAUAGGCACUAAUGAAGCUAAGAUUUUUAAUUACUAAUUAACACUGGAAGGAAAGUUACCAGUUACUGCUUUUGAUCUUUUCUCUUUAUAAGUGCACUAGGGGAUUGUUGAUUUAUUUUGAGAACCACUUUUUCUUUUUAAUUAUCAGGAACUUAUGUUAAAUUUAUGACAAUUUAUCAACUCCAUAAUAUUUUAGAAACAUUGAGUAUUUUACAUUUUUUCGGACAUAUUGUAUUUUAUGAAAAUAGUCUUGU